GAAAAACACGAAACAGUCAAAUUGUAAUAUAGGCGAGGGGAAGCGACCCGUCUUGUAGUCGGCGAAGAUAGCAAAGACAGAUAGCCAUGGCGAAUCGACCCCUCUUCCCCUCCUCUCUCUUACACUUGCUCGCUCUACUCUCACUCCUCAACCUCUUCCUUUCCCACCUCUCUCGCUCUCUCGUCCUCGCCGCAGAUUCCCACUUCGAAGGCUUCGACUCAGAAGAUGCCGAUGCCGAUUCCGAUCCCGAUCCCGAUAUCCUCUACCAACUCCUCCGAUCCCCUUCACUCACUCUCUCUGAUUCAGACCCCUCUCGAUUCUCUCCCCCGGAUCCCGUUCCGGACUCUCGGUCUCCGCCUUCUUCGUCGGAUCCUCCCAAGCCUUCCUACGCCAGCUUCGAUGACUGGGACGAGGACGAAUUCGAAGGCCUACCGAUUCUCGAAGAGAAGCCCAUCGAGACCCCGAUUAUCACCGAGGAUGCCACUCCCUCUGAUUCGAACUCGAAACCCUCAGCCUCCCCGAAAGCGAAGCCGACCCUAAAGUCUUACACCGCCGAGAUCGUGUGCGGGACUUUUCUGAUCGUGUUCUUGAUCAACUACUUCACCGGGAAGCGCGAGAACGAGAGCCUUGCCCUCGCCUGGGCCGCUAAGUUCGCCACCAAAAACUCCAUCUUUGAGCGGAAUUUCAGUUUGUUGGGGGUUGGCGAAGGCGACGACUCGCCGUUGCUGCUGAAGGAGGGGCAGACCAUGUUCAAGUUCUACGCGAGCGGGCGUAGGUAUUGCCAGGGGUUGUUGGCAACGAUGGAGCUGAAGAGCCGGCAUGAUUUGAUAUCGAGGUUGUACAAUUUGGUGGUGCCGUGCAAAGACGAGAUUUCUUUCGAGGUGUAUAUGAACGAAGACGCCAUGGACCACGUGGUUCUUGCUGCGUCGAGGAAGAAGGCGGCGAAGGUGAUGCAGAAGGAGGUAAGGGAUUUGCAGAAGUUCGCCGGGAUGGUGUCGCCGCCAACGAGUGGUAGGAAGUGGGUGAGCGAAGAGUUGGCAGUUAUCGCGGAAUCGAAAGAGGUGGCAGGGGAUUUGAUCACGGAUGCCGUGCUUGAUCAGGUUUUUGGAGAAAAAGCUUUUGAGAAAUUCGGAAAGCAUUUCAUCUCAAUGCAUUUCUCUGAUCAACAACCGGGCACACACAAGAAGAUGCUCUUGUUCAAGUUUGCCCUCCCAGACGCCAACAACAUGGCUGAUAUGGCUCGAUUGGUGGCUCUUGUGCCUUAUUAUAUCGACUUGAUAGGGCGGUACAAACUGAGUUCUCAGGCUCGAUCUAAAACAGAAGCAGCCAGAUUAAAGGCUGCUCAAGAGGCAUAUAAAGAACUUCAAAAUGCUAGGCAAGAAGCCUUGCAGAAAAAGAAAGCAGAGAGGAAAAAGCUGAUGGAGGAAGCUGAGGCGCAGCUUAGUGCAGAGUUGAUUCGGAAGAAAGAAGCAAAAGAUCGUACUCGUCAGACGAAGAAGGGAAUGCCAAAAAUAAAGAUGUCCCGCGCACACUAAUUGCCACAUUUUGUCCAGACGGACUAUCUAAAACAUGUGACUCUUCCCGUGCCUUCACGGUGUCACCCACUUUCUAAUAGCUUACCUGAUUUCCCUUCAAA
Molecule: messenger RNA, 1636 nt
Organism: Juglans microcarpa x Juglans regia
Lineage: Eukaryota; Viridiplantae; Streptophyta; Magnoliopsida; Fagales; Juglandaceae
Biological process (GO): endoplasmic reticulum calcium ion homeostasis
Cellular component (GO): endoplasmic reticulum
Molecular function (GO): calcium ion binding
Source: RefSeq, a predicted model, not a curated record